AUGGAGCUCCGGCCACCCUGCACGCUGGUGGCGGGGCUGCUGCUGGCCCUCAUUUCCUCGGCCUCAGCCCAGCUUGGCCUCGGCAGCCAAGGCAAUGUGCCGACAUGCAAUACCACUGUGUCCGUGGACAGCCUCACAAGCCCCGGCGGGGUGAGCAGCUGCAUCAUUGUUACCAACCUCUUCCCCCGGCAGUGCGGCUGUGUCGCCAACACCUGCAAUCCCUCGGACCCCUAUGGCAGCGUCAACUGCAACAUCUGUCUCCGAGGAUGGGGAAUCUAUUCAUCCAUCGACGAGUGCAUGGGAGCGGGCGAGGUGGUGAUCAAUGCCGACCCCGUCUACCCCGAUCCCACGUACCCAACCCCGACCUGCCCCUCGACCGCCCCGACAGCGGAUGGGCGCACCGACUGCCCCUUCCUGGCUAGCGGUCUGAAGAGGUGGAACGAUCCCGCCACCUGGGGCGGCACAGUCCCCUCCCCCGGCACCUCGAUCACCCUCCCCGCCAACAGCAAGGUCCUACUCUCCGGAUGCAUGAUCAGCGCCACCGCGACCUACACCCAGGUCAUCAUCCCUGCCACCAGCGAGCUCAUCCUGGAUGACAACACCCUGGUGUGGAACCUGGGGUCCAUCGACGUGUAUGGUGCCCUGCGCGGUGGCAGCGCAACCUGCCGCCUCAACUCCCGCCUCACCUUCCUGUUCCACACCGUCAACGGGAUCAGCACCUUCCUCUUUGGCAUUCGCGUGCGACCCGGGGGGACCAUCCAGCUGCAUGGCGCGCUGUACACGCCCACCUGGACCCGGCUGGGGGCUUCCAUCACCCCAGGCAGCACCCAAGUCACCCUCAAGGAGGCGGUAAACUGGCAGCCAGGGCAGCAGGUGGCCAUCUCCACCACCAUCUGGAGGGACGCCCAGAACAACCAGAACGAAGUACGCACCAUCCAAUCUGUCUCUGCAGACGGCAAGACCCUCACCCUGACAGCAGGGACCCAGUUCUACCACUACGGGGGCGCCGAAUACCAGGCAGAGGUCGGCCUGCUCUCGCGCAACAUCCUGAUCGCUGGGGAGGCCAGCAUGGACUCCACCAAGCUGGGCCCCCACAUCCGGAUCGAGGGCGGCGGCAGCAUCUCUGGGACGCAGGUCUAUCGUGGCGGACAGUACAACGUCAUGGGUGCCUACCCCUUUCACUACCACCUGAUCGGCAACGGGGCCGGCAUGACUCUGUCGGACAACAGUGUCUACAAGUCCUACUUCCGGUGCUACGUGGUGCAUGCCACCAGCUUUGCCACGUUGAAGAACAACGUGGCGUUCAACAGUCAGGGGCACUGCUACUACUUGGAGGACGGCGUGGAGGAGCAGAACGUCAUCGACCGCAACCUGGCCAUGUUUGUCAACAUCCUGGGGACGCCCGCAGCGGGGAUCGACCAGAGUGGGGUGACGCUGACGACCUCGGGCACGGGCCUGGAGAACCCCUCCGACAGCUCGGCCGCGGGCUUCUACGUCACGAACCCCUAUAACACGCUGACCAAUAACGCCGCGUCAGGCGGCUACUCCGGCUUCUUUUACCCGGUCCUCCCCGCCCCCAUCGGGCUGAGCAGGAGCACGCAGCUGGUGCCCUCCCAGCGCCCCCUGCUCAAGUUCGACUCCAACACGGCGCACAGCUCAGGCUACUACUGGGAGAACGCUGGGUGCAUCUACUUUGGCGGCAAGCUGUACUACAACGGCAACGACCUCACCUACUACUCUGGCCGCGUGGAGUUUGACACCAGAGCCCUGGAUGGCGUCACCAAGGGCUUCAUGGACUUCACCAACACCAAGUCUUUCCUGUGCAUGUCGGGGCACAUGUCGUGGGGCGCGCGCAUGCAGCUCCUGAACUACACCGCGUACGACAUCGUCCGCGGGGCCACCAUGUUUGGAUCGGCUCUCAUCCAGGACGGGUACAUCCAGUACUCCUCUGCCAACCCCAACUCCGCGUUCCCAGGGGCCACCGCCGAUCUCCCUCCGGCAGCCGGCUUCCAGUGGUACGACACUAGCACCCAGACCAUCAUCGCCGACACCACCUUUGCAAACUACACCUACCAGCCCAGCCUGGGGACCUUCAGGCCCAGCGUGUUCUACAGCAUGACGCACAGCGACGAGUUCAAGCCGCUGUACAUGUCGGUGGCCAAGGACAUCUCCUACGUCAACGUGGACUACGACGCCAUCAUGCGGCUGGACGUGAAGCAGACGGGGGCCUCCCGCAUGUUCAACUUCAUUGACUGGGAUGGCAGCGUCACGCUGUCCACCGGACCCCAAAUUGUGGGCGGCUGGCCUACCUGGUGGAACCUGGCGUCGGACUGCUUCUUCCAGAGCAACUGGAACACGUGGACGUGCCCCCAGCGCGACGCCCAGAUCCCAGCAAGGCUGGAGUUCCGCGUCCCCGGGUACACCAACCAGUGGGGCACGGGCACUGCCGCAUCCCCCGACCCCAGCAACUACAUCGGCUUCAUCUCCCAGUUUGGGUACCAGGGCACGGCGGCGCGGAGCAUGGUCAUAACGAGGAACGAGGGCAUCACCGGUGUCACAGGGACCACUGGGUGGUAUACCCACAUCGACUCUGGCGCGCCCAAGACCUUCCAGCUGUACCUGACGCAGCUGCUGAAGGGGACCUCCAUCAUCUUUGCCACCCGCUACCCGGCAGGCACGACCUUCACCAUCUCGCGGCAGUACCAGUACUACCCUGGCAACAACGUGAACAUCGGCGCUGCCACCUCCCUCAGCGCCCUGGUCAGCAAUGCCAUGUCCACCUACUUUUUCGAUGGCACCUACCUGUACAUCAAGGUGGUCGACCCCGGCGAUGCCGAGACCGAGGGCUCGUUCUUCAGCAGGGCAGGCGCCUUCAUCCCUGGCACUCGCUACUUCAGCGGUGAGUCAUGGAUGCUGUCCGGUGACUACUGCGCGCAGACCUGUGGCAGUCAAACCUGGAUGAUUGAGGGGAACUACUGCGCCAGGCUCGUCUCCCAGUCCAACCCCGUCCCCCAGCCCGCCACCGACCACCUCGCCCAGCCCCUCCCCUGUCCCGUCACCCAGUCCUUCGCCGAGCCCAUCACCCAGCCCAGCGGCAUCCUCCAAACCUGGAUGAUCGAGGGGAACUACUGUGCCAGUGAGUCAUUCAUGACGAGCGGCAACUACUGCCAGAUAACCUGCGGCCGGUGCCCCACAGCCAGUCCCUCCGCCGCCGCAAACUCUAUCCUGGCGGGCUCGGUCUCGGAGCAGUCGCCUUCACCCUCUGCCUUCGCAGCACCGUCGCCCGUCGCGUUCGGGCCUCCGCCAUCGCUGGAGGAGGACAGCGUCGACUUCUUCGAGGACGAGCCGCCCCAGCUCAUCAGCCAGCGGUUGUCAGCACCCCUUGCUCCUGUCAGCCAGCUGCCACCUGCGGAGGAGGAGGACACUGAUGCCUUCCUGCCGCCUGUGGCGCCUAUCACUCUCACCGAGCAGUCUCCGGCAGCCGUCCCCGACGAGGUCCUUGGCGGGUUUGAGGAGGACGACGAGUCAGACCUCUUCAUGGAGGACGAGCCGUUGGGGCCCAUGGCCGAGGCCGUGACAGGGUUGGAGGCCUUCCUGACCGGCUACUCUUGCGAUGCCAAUGAGCUGGUGGACGGCACCUACUGCCAGCUCAGCUGCCAGCGAUGCUUCUGGAACGAGAAGGCGGCGAGCGAGAAGGCUGGCGCCCGGCUGGGCAAUCGCACGGGGUCCACUCCCACCCUGUCUGCCAAGAACAAGGGCGAAGAGACGUCGGCGGAGUCGCCCACGCACAUCAUCUUCAAGGACCUGAAGCUCCUGGCCGAUCACAACUAUGAGUCUGAAGAGGAAGGCACCCAGGAUCAGGAUGUCUCACCUGGAGGCUCGAUCAAGAUCACAGGAUCGUCUGGGGGAAAGCCGCGACUGAAGAGGGUGGACCGCCAGAAGCUGAUUGUGAUCUUGGUUGGACUGCCCGCUCGUGGCAAGACCUUUCUGUGCAACAAGCUCAUGUGCUACCUGAACUGGCUGGGCCACCCAACCCGCCACUUCAACGUCGGCAUGUACCGCCGCAACGCGGCCGACCAGGAGGAGAAGCACGACGCCGCCUUCUUUGACCCCGGCAACGCCAAGGGGCAGGAGGUGCGGCACAGGGCGCUGCUGGCGGCCCUGGACGACAUGGAGGCCUGGCUCGCAACAGACAGCGCGCAGGUGGCGGUCAUCGACGCCACCAACACGACUGAGGAGCGACGGGAGGAGCUGAAGUGCCGCUUCCAUGGCACUUGGCAGUACCUGUUCAUCGAGUCCAUCUGCAACGAUGAAGUGGUCCUGCACCAGAACUACAAGUGGAAGAUGCUGUACAGCCCUGACUACAAGAACAUGGAUCCAAAGGAGGCCUGGGAGGACUUCACUGCUCGGAUCAAGAAGUACGAGGCGAUAUACGAAACCAUCACAGACCGCCGCCUGCACUACAUCAAGCUCAUAGACAUGGUCACAGGCAAGGGGUACAUGGACGUGAACCGUAUCUCCGGCUACAUUCCGGGCAAGAUGGUCUUCUUCCUCAUGCAGGUUUGCAAGGGCCUGGGCCAGCGCCGCCGCAUCUGGCUCACGCGGCAUGGGGAGUCGGAGUACAACACCAUGGGCAAGAUCGGAGGAAACAGCGGCCUGAGCCUGAGGGGCCAGGUGUAUGCGCGCCUGCUGCCCCAGAUCCUGAUGGACAGGGUGGUGCCGCUGGCGGGGUCGGCGCCGCCGCCUGUGGCGGUGUGGACCUCCACCCUGGCGCGCACCAUCAUCACCGCCUCAGGGCUGCCCUUCCCCAAGGUGCAGUGGAAGGCGUUGGACGAGAUCCAGGCGGGGAUCUGCGAGGGCAUGACGUACCGCGAGAUCGCGGCGCGGCUGCCCGGCGAGUACGAGCUGCGCCGGCGCGACAAGCUGCGCUACCGCUACCCCUCUGGCGAGUCGUACAUGGACGUCAUCCAGCGCCUGGACCCGGUGAUCAGCGAGGUGGAGCGGGAGCGGGAGUGCGUGUGCAUCGUGGCGCACCAGGCCGUCCUGCGCGCGCUGUACGGAUACUUCAUGAACAGGCCGCUGGCGGAGGUGCCCAGCCUGAACAUCCCGCUGCACACCAUCAUGGAGCUGACGCCGCAGCCCGACGGCACCAUGGCCGAGACGCGGUUCGAGGUGGACGUGGACCUCGCCGCGGCGAGGGAGGGGCUGGCGGGUGAUGGCGGCGGGGAAAAGGGCGGCGACCACCAGAAGGCUGCCCGCGGCAUGCCGCGCUCCGCCUCCCUCGCCGAGCUGCGCGCCAAGUCCUUUGUGCGUCAGCUCGAUGCGUUUGGCAGGCUCAGCUCCGACUCCGACGACCCGGGCAGGCUCAUGCCCUGA
Auxenochlorella protothecoides is the source of this 5376-nucleotide messenger RNA. Its product is annotated as G8 domain-containing protein. The transcript is spliced from 37 exons. The record is from RefSeq and is a predicted model, not a curated record. Gene Ontology annotation, biological process: fructose 2,6-bisphosphate metabolic process; fructose metabolic process. NCBI's taxonomy places the organism in Eukaryota, Viridiplantae, Chlorophyta, Trebouxiophyceae, Chlorellales, Chlorellaceae. Bases 1 to 5376 code for a protein of 1791 amino acids. Gene Ontology annotation, molecular function: 6-phosphofructo-2-kinase activity; ATP binding.